CUAGCAGCACAGCGGAAACAAAUUAUACCCGGCGUUACGAGUCACAAGACAAUAGAUUCAGAGCUCGAGGCGCGAUUCGUAGCAGUGAAAGCCAUAUAAUCUGAAGAGGAUAAAAGAGCCCGAUUACAGUUUUCAAUUUACGAACGUCAAGUACAGUCUGCAGAAAAGAACAUGGCCUCCAAUGAUAAGGCCACCAUCACUCCGCUGAGACUGAAAGGACCAAUUGCUGCUCCUUUCACACCAUUCCAUCAGAAUGGUGACAUUAACUUUGACGUCUUAGAAGAGUAUGCAGACAAGCUAGCUGCUGAUGGUGUUCACUAUGUGUUUGUGAAUGGAACCACAGGAGAAGGUAUGUCUAUGACUGUUGAAGAAAGGAAGGCUCUGGCUGUAAAAUGGAUAGCUCUAGGGAAAACAAGAUUUCAGGCAGUUAUUGUCCAUGUUGGAGCUGCCAACUUGAAGGACAUACAAGAAUUAGGGAAGCAUGCAGAACAGCAUGGAGCCAGUGCCAUAUCAACUCUACCUCCCCUCUUCUACAAGCCUUCAAAUGUUGAGGGUAUGGUGCAUUUCUUGGAGCAGGUAGCAGCGGCUGCUCCCAAAACUCCUUUCUUCUACUACCACAAUCCAUCAAUGGUUGGUAGUAAUGCCUUUUCUAUGGAAACUCUAGUGAAAGAAAUAUUCUCUUCAAAGCGCAUUCCGACGCUCUGUGGCGUCAAGUAUACAUCCAAGGACCUGUACGAAUACGGACGAUGUUACGCAAAGCAUGCCAGCUCUUGCCAAUUCAUGUAUGGCUGCGACGAGCAACUUUUACCAGGAUUGUCAAUGGGUUGUGAGGCAUUUAUUGGCAGUACUUACAACUAUCUAGGCAGAGUGGCCAAUAGAAUAAUGACAGCAUUUGAGGCCGGUGAUAUGCCUAGUGCCAGAAAAGAGCAAUUCCGAAUCCAAGCACUUGUGUCUGUACUUAUAAAAUAUGGCGGUCACACAGGCACGAACAAGGCCAUCAUGUCACUGGUCGGACCAGAGAUGGGCCCCGCCCGUUCCCCUCUUCACAACCCCUCCCCAGAGGAGCGUGAACUGAUACGCAAGGAUCUCCAAGCAGAGGGGUUCUUUGAAUGGAUCCAGUAAACCUUUUACAGCAUUUUUCAAACAAAGCAACAACCAAGCCUUGCUUCGAAGCAUUCUUUCAUAAUUGUUUGCUCCUUCCUUCCUUCGGUGUGUAAUAAUUAUUAAUUAAUUUGUCUUAUUUAGUAAUGUAGUCACUGCUGUAAAAAAAAAAAUCCUUUGAAAUUGUGCUUAGAUAUCUCUUUUUUAUUUUUGUUAUAUUUUCAUUCCUUGUACAAACUGAUAUACAACUCUAUCAAAUUAAAGUUCCUUUUUAUUGAUGAUUUUAUUUUUAUUGAGAAAAAAUAAAUGUUUCUUUUGGGCCAUCUUUUUAAAUAUUGGAUCUAUCUUUUAAUCCAGAAUUAAAUACUUUAUUUGUGUGUGUUUGGGGCGUGCUGCUGUGACUAUUAUUGGCAAUUUUGGAAAAGGUCAUGGGGGCAGUUAUUUUUAAUGCAUUUUUUUGUGUGGAAUGUUUCUGUGAGUGAUGAGUGCUAGCCUGAAAUGCCAGAGCUCAAACAUUGCAUGAAAUGUUGACAAAGUACUCAUACAAAAUUUGAAUUGUUCCAUUGUUUUGAAGUUCCUCUCAAAGGUAGUGGACUUCAUUCAGUUCAUUCGGUAUUGUAUUUGUAUGUCACCAACUUUUCAAGACAUUCCAUUGAAAAGCUUUUCUGUAGUACAAAGAAACAGUGUUAAGUGUCCGGUAAUAGGUUAAUGCAUCAUACAUGUGAACCAGAUUCCCAAUAGUACUUAAAAUCUCCUUUAAUGAUUUAUCCAUGUUUUCCUGUUAAUAACUGAACUCAAUGCUGUAUUUUCCAUAGUAUAAAUGUAGGAUUCACUCAUUUCAAAUUAGCAAUGGGUUUAUCUUUUUUAAAAAAUGAUACUAUUUUUUAAUGAAGAAUUAGUUGUUAUAUAUAUGUAUUUUAUAAAAUAAGAGUAUUCAAUGUCUUAUUAACAUUCCUUUAUAAAAGAAAACUAUUAUGAACUAGUGAAGUGAAAUAUAUAUACUCAAACUUUUCAAAAAAACAAUAAUACAUCUCACGGGUGACAUCUCAAAAGCAUUUCUACCUCAUCAAAAAAAAAAGCUAUAAUAUGAUAUUUUAACAGGACAAGUAAAGAUACAUGUCGGAUAAAAUCAUAUAAAUUUAAAAUAUAUGGCAGAGAAAAGAAUACAGAUUUUAUUUUUUUCGAAAAUUCUAUUUAUUAGAAAAUGAGGCAUUGGAGCAGAAAUUGGAAGCAUUCGUAAAAGAAUUUGUAUCAUCAUUUUUUAUUGAGCUUAUAGUUCAAGGAGUUGAAUAUUUCACAGAAGCUAACAUAUUAAUGGGCAUUAAAUACAAUAAGUACACGGCUGAGGAGCACUCACUUCUGUAUAAUACAAUCAAGAAUUAUUGACCUUUAUAUUUUAUAUUUUUAUCCUUUUUACAGUUACUCUUGUAUCCAUUUGUUUAGCAAUAUGAAAACAUCCACCAUAAUUUGUUUUAGAGUAUAUUUUUAUUUUUUAUUAAGUUUCAGUUGUGAAGUUUAUUUUAUUAUGGAGAAGAAAUGUUGUUUUGUUGCCCACAAGGAGGCCUCAAUCAAAGUAAUAUUACUUUUCCUGUACAUUUAUAUUUUGUGCAAUUGCGAACGAUAUCCACUUCAGGUACCAACAGAUUUAUGUAAUUUUUGUCAACUGGGCAGGGUUUCAUGAAACUGUAAAAAGUACAAGGUCGCAGAUAUCUCACUGAUCGUGUGUUUAUCAUAGGAUGAACUUGUACUUAUGACGAUUUAGUGAAACCACACCCAUGUCACACCAGUACCAGAGGCAUUCAAGCUGUUGAGGAACUUCCCCCAAUUAGGCAAUCAUUCACCUCACCUACAUCUACUUGUAAAUGUAAAAGUUGUAAGGAAAAUGUAGAUUAAUGUCUUGCCAAAGUAUAUGUACUUUGAUUCUGUGAUAGUGAUCCAAGUGUGUGACUGUUAGUAUCAUUAAAAAAAACCUGAAGAGGACAAGUCUUCAAAAAUGUUGAAUGUCAUGUGCCUUCGAAAAAUUAGGGAGUCAACUCAUAGAAAAGUUUUCUUCAUAAAAUUCUAUUAGAUGAAUUUGCAAUUUUGCUUGUAUCUUGUCCAAUUGAACAAUUUUCGUAAUGUAAUCAAAUUAAAUGCACACGUCUUUUUUAAUCGACUUGUUACAAAUUAAUUCAUUCACCUGUUUAAUUUAAAUAAUUGCAUUUCAAUAGUCAGAAUGUGAAUUGCUUACAAUCCGUGUGGUAAGGUAGGACGAGCCAUAAUUUUUGUCCUACCUAGCAACAAUUAAUAUAACUAAUUUGCAUUCUGACUAUUGAAAUUACUAUUGGAAAAUCAUUCACCUAUAUAAGUAAAUGAAAAAGCUGUACAGCAAAUAUAGAUUAAUGUCUUGCCAAAGUUCACGUAAUUGGAUCGUGUGUUAGUGAUUCAAAUGUGUAACUGUC
Strongylocentrotus purpuratus (purple sea urchin) is the source of this 3542-nucleotide messenger RNA. Its product is annotated as N-acetylneuraminate lyase-like. Gene Ontology annotation, biological process: N-acetylneuraminate catabolic process. Lineage: Eukaryota; Metazoa; Echinodermata; Echinoidea; Camarodonta; Strongylocentrotidae. Gene Ontology annotation, molecular function: N-acetylneuraminate lyase activity; 4-hydroxy-tetrahydrodipicolinate synthase activity. The record is from RefSeq and is a predicted model, not a curated record. The transcript has 13 exons. The coding region runs from base 172 to 1122 and encodes 316 amino acids.